CCGAAGCUGGCUGAGACCUACUGCGUGUGCCACCUGGCAACCGGGGACAUGCUGCGGGCCAUGGUGGCCUCGGGGUCCGAGCUGGGCAAGCGGCUCAAAGAGACGAUGGAUGCGGGGAAGCUGGUGAGCGAUGAGAUGGUGGUGGAGCUGAUUGAGAACAACCUUGACUCCCCUCCCUGCAAGAAUGGCUUCCUCCUGGACGGCUUCCCACGCACGGUGAAGCAGGCCGAAAUGCUGGAUGAGCUCCUGGAGAAGCGGAGAGAGAAGCUGGACUCUGUCAUUGAGUUCAGCAUCCCUGACUCCUCGCUCAUCCGGAGAAUCACUGGACGGCUGAUUCACCCAGCGAGCGGCCGCACUUAUCACGAGGAGUUCAGACCCCCGAAAGAGCACAUGAAGGACGAUGUCACCGGAGAGCCCCUGAUCCGCCGUUCGGACGAUAACGAAACAGCCUUGAAAACCCGCCUGAAGGCCUAUCACACGCAGACCUCUCCCCUGGUCUCCUACUACAGCAAGCGAGGGAUCCAUACGGCGGUGGAUGCCUCCCAGUCUCCCGACGUGGUGUUUGCUAGCAUCCUGGCAGCCUUCUCGAGAGCAACAUGUAAAGACCUGGUUAUGUUCAUCUAGGGCUCCGUCCCAGGACGGAGCCCUCCCUUUUCUCUCUCUCUGUCUCUCCAUCUCUGUCUCUCUGGGGCUAGGGAGGGUGAAGAGCUAAGCAGAGUAGGAGAGGAGGGAACAAGACGACGCAGCCCAAGGCAGGGUUGUGCUAAUUCUCUAUUAAACAAGCUGUUAACGGUCUC
Pelecanus crispus (Dalmatian pelican) is the source of this 797-nucleotide messenger RNA. The record is from RefSeq and is a predicted model, not a curated record. Lineage: Eukaryota; Metazoa; Chordata; Aves; Pelecaniformes; Pelecanidae.